AUGGUUGCAGCAAUCUCAGCAACGUGGUCUCAACUCCUUUUCUCAAGCUCUCGUUCUUCUAUCUCUCGUCUCUCUCCUUUCCAUUUAUGUGUUUCCGAUGCUAAGAAGCUCUUUGCAUGUCCCGCCACCAGCAAAAGUCAUGGCUGCACCGGAGGAUCCACAACCGGAAUCCGGUGCUCGACUGUUGGAACUGAACCUGCCACAGAGACAAAGAAGAAAGGCGGAUACGAAAUUCAAACAUUAACCAGCUGGUUAUUGAAACAGGAACAAACAGGGAACAUAGACGCGGAACUCACGAUUGUUAUCUCUAGCAUCUCCAUGGCGUGUAAGCAAAUAGCGGCGCUAGUGCAGAGGGCUAGCAUUUCGAACUUGACAGGAGUCCAGGGUGCCGUUAACGUGCAAGGCGAAGACCAGAAGAAGCUCGACGUCGUCUCCAACGAGGUGUUCUCUAAUUGCUUGAAAUCAAGCGGGAGAACGGGGAUUAUAGCAUCAGAGGAAGAGGACGUGCCGGUUGCGGUGGAAGAAAGUUUCUCCGGCAACUACAUUGUCGUAUUCGAUCCUCUCGACGGAUCCUCCAACAUCGAUGCCGCUGUUUCAACUGGUUCCAUCUUCGGCAUUUACAGCCCCAACGAUGAAUGCCUCGCCGACGCCGGUGAUGACUCCACGCUGGACCAAGUGGAGCAGAGGUGUGUGGUGAGUGUAUGCCAACCUGGCAGCAACCUAUUGGCAGCAGGGUACUGUAUGUACUCGAGCUCGGUGAUAUUCGUGCUGUCGAUCGGAAAGGGAGUGUUCGCGUUCACUCUGGACCCCAUGUACGGGGAGUUCGUUCUAACCCAAGAGAACAUCCAGAUACCAAAAUCGGGGAAGAUCUACGCGUUCAACGAAGGGAACUACCAGCUGUGGGAUGAUAAACUGAAGAAGUAUAUCGAUGACUUAAAGGAUCCGGGUCCCACCGGCAAGCCCUACUCCGCCCGAUACAUCGGCAGCCUCGUCGGCGAUUUCCACCGGACGCUUCUCUACGGUGGAAUCUACGGAUACCCAAGAGACAAGAAGAGCAAGAAUGGGAAGCUAAGACUACUGUACGAGUGCGCACCCAUGAGCUUUAUAGUGGAACAAGCUGGUGGCAAAGGAUCAGAUGGUCACCAGAGAAUACUCGAUAUUGAACCAGUCGAGAUUCAUCAGCGUGUUCCGCUUUACAUUGGAAGCCUAGAAGAAGUUGAGAAGUUAGAGAAGUUUUUGGCUUGAUUUGAUAAUGUCCUCAAAGCUUAAGACAGAUAAUCCUUAUUUUGA
Molecule: messenger RNA, 1290 nt
Organism: Nelumbo nucifera (sacred lotus)
Lineage: Eukaryota; Viridiplantae; Streptophyta; Magnoliopsida; Proteales; Nelumbonaceae
Product: fructose-1,6-bisphosphatase, chloroplastic-like
Biological process (GO): fructose metabolic process; gluconeogenesis; fructose 6-phosphate metabolic process
Cellular component (GO): cytosol; cytoplasm
Molecular function (GO): fructose 1,6-bisphosphate 1-phosphatase activity
Source: RefSeq, a predicted model, not a curated record